Molecule: messenger RNA, 438 nt
Organism: Sungouiella intermedia
Lineage: Eukaryota; Fungi; Ascomycota; Pichiomycetes; Serinales; Metschnikowiaceae
Source: the annotation of a GenBank genome assembly
AUGGCUAGACAAAGAAGAUCCGCUCCAGUGAGAACGCAAUCUAGAUCCGCUCAUACCGCUGCAGCUCCUCACGCUCCAGCUGCUCCACACCCACAUCCAACCUCGGUGUCUCAUCCCCAGACCCAACAGCAGGGCCCAGGUUUGUUUGGCCAGAUGGCUUCUACUGCUGCCGGUGUCGCUGUCGGUUCCACCAUCGGUCACACCUUGGGUGCCGGUAUCACUUCCAUGUUUGGCGGCUCUUCCGCCCCUGCUGCUCCAGUUGAGUCUCAGCAGUUGGCUGCUCAACAACAGAGCUACCAACAAGAGCAGGGUAGAUCGUGCGAGGUUGACGCCAGAUCCUUCACUAGAUGUUUGGAGGAGAACGACGGCAACAUGCAAAUUUGCGACUACUACUUGCAGCAGUUGAAGGCAUGCCAGGAGGCUGCUCGUCGUUAUUAA